Xyrauchen texanus (razorback sucker) is the source of this 5023-nucleotide messenger RNA. RefSeq names its product disks large homolog 1-like. Gene Ontology annotation, biological process: chemical synaptic transmission; neurotransmitter receptor localization to postsynaptic specialization membrane. Gene Ontology annotation, cellular component: postsynaptic density membrane; neuron projection; neuromuscular junction. The record is from RefSeq and is a predicted model, not a curated record. Bases 520 to 3330 code for a protein of 936 amino acids. The transcript has 25 exons. Gene Ontology annotation, molecular function: kinase binding. NCBI's taxonomy places the organism in Eukaryota, Metazoa, Chordata, Actinopteri, Cypriniformes, Catostomidae.
GAGGAAGUGUUGUACUGAAGAAGAUUCGAUUACGGACAUGUACGGAUCCAGGACGCCUGGAAGGAGUGAACUGGAGUAUAGACUGAAACACCUCCGAGAGUGCACGAAGCGAACUUUAGAUUGAAUUUCACAAGGAUUAUUAUUGUUAUUUGUACCACUUCCAGUGCGACAUUUCGAGAGCUUUCAGCUUUUGUUAUGCACACCGAGACUUAUUUGGAAUUACAAGAUGUACUUCAUUCAUUUGUCAGAAAUUUUAUCAAAGUCUAAGGCUUUAUGAAAGCGAUACUGCGCAUCUGACAGGAUAUGAGUGGUGACAGCAAGUGAUUGUUUAUAGUUUUGAUUAAAUUUGAGAUCUCAUUCACACAGAUCAAUCGCGAUCACUCUGACCCGUCAGCAUCAGAUCGUUUUGCUGCGCAUAAAUUAAACUGAGCGGCUGAAAGAGAAAUCGAUCAUCCAUUCCAAAGCUUUAGACCAGUUGCCCCUUUAACCAGCGUGGAACUUUUUAAAAUCUUCUUGAUCAUGCCAGUGAGAAAGAAAGAUGCGCACAGAGCGCUGCGACUUCUGGAAGAAUACAGAGCUAAACUCAGUCAAACUGAGGACCGUCAUCUCAGGCUCUCCACUGAUAAAGUCAUCAACAUAUUUGAGAGUACACUCUUCCAGGCUCUAAUAGAUAUCCAGGAAUGUUAUGAAGUGAGCCUGCAGGAUAAUGAGGAUAAGCCCAAAGAGCUUUCAAACCUCAAAACAGGACAACCCAUUCCUCCUGUUAAUGAAUGGAAUCUCUCUGGCUCUCCCAGCACCACUGUACCAUCAGAAACUGUGUCCAGCAGCCAUUCUACUAUUGAAGAGAAAUACAGAUAUCAGGAUGAGGAUACCAUAUCACCUCCAGAACACAACUCUCCUCACCUGCCCGGGGAUAUGCGUCCUCCUGAGCUAGUGCAGGUGUCGGAGAAGAACAUCUCACAGAUUGAGAAUGUACAUGGCUAUGUCUCCCAUUCACACAUUUCUCCAAUGAAGCAGGCAGAUGUCAUUCCUUCCUCUGCUCCCAUAAUCCCUGUGAUCCCUAUCUCACCCAUCCCAGCUGAGACCACUGCCAUUCCUGCACUCACGUCACAGGCAAGCCCAGCACCGGUGGUGGUGAACACAGAAAGCCUUGACAGCUCACCCUAUGUAAGUCCAUAUGUGAAUGGUACAGGAGCUGAUUAUGAAUAUGAAGAAAUUACACUUGAACGGGGGAACUCAGGCCUGGGUUUUAGUAUUGCAGGCGGUACAGAUAACCCUCACAUCGGCGAGGACCCAAGCAUUUUUAUUACCAAGAUUAUCCCUGGAGGAGCUGCUGCACAGGAUGGCAGACUCGGAGUUAAUGACUGUAUACUGCGGGUAAAUGAUGUAGACGUGAGAGACGUAACUCACAGUAAUGCUGUAGAGGCACUAAAGGAGGCAGGCUGCAUUGUCAGACUGUAUGUCAGAAGAAGAAAAGCCAUCACAGAAAAAAUUGUGGAUGUUAAACUGGUAAAAGGUCCUAAAGGUCUAGGUUUCAGUAUAGCUGGAGGUGUUGGAAACCAACAUAUUCCUGGCGACAACAGUAUUUAUAUUACCAAAAUCAUUGAGGGAGGAACGGCCCAUAAAGAUGGAAGGCUACAGAUUGGGGAUAAACUUCUUGCUGUGAAUGCUGUUUGCCUUGAAGAGGUGACUCAUGAAGAUGCCGUGACUGCCUUGAAAAACACCCCUGAUGUCGUCUAUUUAAAAGUGGCGAAACCCACCAGUGUCUUUAUGAAUGAUAGUUAUGCUCCUCCCGAUGUCACCAGCUCCUAUUCCCAGCACAUGGAAAACCAUAUAAGCACCCAAAGUUAUCUGAGUCAGCCAUUAACCCCCGCCACCCCAUCACGCUACUCCCCUAUCGCAAAAGGCAUGCUGGGAGAGGAUGAGAUCACAAGAGAGCCUAGGAAGAUUGUCUUGCAUCGGGGCUCCACAGGACUGGGUUUCAACAUUGUAGGAGGAGAGGAUGGAGAGGGAAUUUUCAUCUCCUUCAUCCUAGCUGGAGGGCCUGCAGAUCUGUGUGGAGAACUGAGGAAAGGAGACCGUAUCACUUCUGUAAAUGGGGUGGACCUCCGCAGUGCGACUCAUGAACAGGCGGCUGCUGCACUGAAGAAUGCUGGCCAGACAGUCACCAUUGUGGCUCAGUACAGACCUGAGGAGUACAGUCGAUUUGAAGCCAAAAUCCAUGAUCUACGGGAACAGAUGAUGAACAGCAGCAUUAGUUCAAGUUCCGGCUCUUUGCGGACUAGUCAGAAGAGGACCCUGUAUGUCAGAGCCCUGUUUGAUUAUGACAUUAUGAAAGACUCAGGCCUGCCCAGUCAGGGGCUGAACUUCCACUUUGGCGACAUCCUGCAUGUCCUGAACGCCUCGGAUGAUGAGUGGUGGCAGGCACGGCAUGUGACUCCAGAUGGUGACAUGGAAGAGAUUGGCGUCAUUCCUAGCAAAAAGAGGGUGGAGAGAAAAGAGCGGGCCAGGUUAAAGACGGUCAAAUUCAACUCUAAAUCUCGAGACAAAACGCAGUCAUUCAAUGACAAGCGUAAAAAGAACCUCUUUUCACGAAAAUUCCCUUUCUACAAGAACAAGGACCCAAGCGAGCUGGAAACAAGCGAUUUGGACCAGCAUGUCACUUCUAUUGCCAGCGAUAGUGAAAGUAGUUACUGUGGGCAGGAAGAAUUUGUUCUGUCUUAUGAGAACGUCACGCAACAGGAAGUGAGUUACAGUCGUCCAGUGAUUAUUCUUGGACCCAUGAAAGACCGGAUCAAUGAUGAUCUGAUCUCAGAAUUUCCCGACAAGUUUGGAUCAUGCGUUCCCCACACGACUAGACCAAAGCGAGACUAUGAGGUCGAUGGCAGAGACUACCAUUUCGUUAUAUCACGGGAGCAAAUGGAAAAAGACAUUCAAGAACACAAGUUCAUUGAGGCCGGCCAGUAUAACAACCACCUUUAUGGGACAAGUGUGCAGUCAGUUCGAGAGGUUGCAGAGAAGGGCAAACACUGCAUUCUGGAUGUCUCGGGCAAUGCUAUCAAACGACUCCAGUUAGCACAGCUCUACCCCAUUGCUGUGUUUGUGAAACCAAAAUCAGUGGAGAAUAUUUUAGAGAUGAACAAGAGGUUGUUGGAGGAGCAAGGGAGAAAGACAUAUGAGAGAGCCAUGAAACUGGAACAGGAGUUCCUUGGUCACUUCACGGCCAUUGUUGAAGGGGACACAUUGGAAGAGAUCUACAACCAGGUCAAACAAGUCAUCGAGGAGCAGUCAGGGCCGUAUAUUUGGGUACCAGCCAAAGAGAAAUUGUGAGAAGGCUCAAGACAAAUAAACCUUACACUACUUUAAAAACUUUUUGUAUUCUUUUUUUUCUUUCUGUCUUCUUUUUUAUACCAACCUGGCCUGCUGCUUGCAUUGGCUCUCUGACCCCCAGGCAUAAGAAAUACAUGUUUUCUUUGGACGGGAUUGGGGGUCACGGUGGUCUUAUGGCCGCCUCACUCUCUUUGAGACUGCUGUCUAGAACUCGCAUUCCAGUCUUUGCAUUUCAACCUCCAAUGGGAGGAGAUAUGCCUGACCAGCGACUUACUGGACAGAUUUUACGGUACAGAUUCCUUAAUGUUUAAGGGAGGUGACUUUCUUGAUGGAAAAGUUAAUGCAUUAAAUACAUUUUGGUUGCUGUCGGUUUGUUUGUCUCCACCCAAGCCCCCCCAACAGAAGUCAGCACUUCAUGUGUCUGUACACUUGGAAAAGACAUGAAGCAACACUUUGUAUGUUUUAGCAUUAUGAGCAUGUUUUUGGCAAUUAUUUUUCAGUUAAAAUAUGAUCUCAAGUUUUUGUCACAGAUUUGAGCUACGUGAACUACAGCCACCAUAUUACUUUUGCUUUCUCUUUUAUCUUGUAAGAUCAAGCAGCCUAUUCAUUUACACAGCUGAUCUGUUUAACCACAGGUACACAAAGAGGACAAAAACAAUUGGCACAAAGUUUAUUCUUUUUCUAUAUUACAUGCCUGAUUGUCUUAAAGACCUGUGUACAUUUUAAUCAAGGUGCAUACGAGAGUAGCUUUUAGUUGAGGUGGCAAAAGGAACGGCUUACAAUUAUCGCUAACAAUUAGGUUUAAAAUCCAGGUGAUGACAUAUUCUUACUUCAAGAACCAAUGCAAAUAAGAGAGUAUAAAAUGUAUAUUCUUCAACCCUCAGUAAACUGCCUAUUUUGUUAUAAUAAAGGUCUAUAUUGAGCUUUAAUUAAACUACACCUAUGGGAACUAUUUUCUUUAUAAUUUCAAACAUACAAGCAUGUGAAAAUGUGUGUAUGUAUAUAAAAAUAAAUAUAAAUAGAUAUAUAUUUUCCUUUAAUUUACCACCAUCUAUUUUAUUGUUUAUGGUUUGUUGUUUUGCAAAGCACACCGAAACACAGGACUUCUGGUCUGAAUGAUUGCGUUCGAUUGCAUCAGGUAAAACAAUGUGAAAUCUUAAAUUGGCAGUUUGUAUUAUGUAGCCCUCUCUCCUAACGUAGUUAUAUUUACUUUCCAAUGUGACAUGCAUGAUUUCUAAAGGCAAUAGUCUUUAACACGUUAAAUAUGAGUAUAAUACUGAGAAGGCUUAUUUUUUGGUUCUCAAAUGGGAUUGUGAAAAUGAAAGUUAGCAUGUAAUGUAAAUGUUAGAGGCUCAUAGACUUUUGCAUCCAUGUAUGUGAACUUGUUGAUUGCCCAUAGCUGAAGAGAGAUUUGCUUUGCCACUCACUAACACAAGCCUUUAACUCUCCACCAGGGGGCGCACUGACAGCAUUCCCAUAUUCAUUUUAAAGUUAUCGGAGAUGAUUGUUUUCUAAAAGAUUGCUUCUCUAACAUGUCACUGUUGCUUUCUAACUAAUUUUUUGACUGGAUUAUAUGAAUAAUCUGCCAAUUUGAUUCAUUCCAUUUGUCAAAGAGGAGAACAGCUAAUUAAAAUACUUUUUCUCAUACACAGUGUUUAUGAAUGUAUUAUUUUUUGUUUUGUAGAGUUAUGAA